This is a messenger RNA of Puccinia graminis f. sp. tritici CRL 75-36-700-3, 1252 nucleotides long. RefSeq lists its product as uncharacterized. Gene Ontology annotation, molecular function: adenosine kinase activity. Gene Ontology annotation, biological process: purine ribonucleoside salvage. NCBI's taxonomy places the organism in Eukaryota, Fungi, Basidiomycota, Pucciniomycetes, Pucciniales, Pucciniaceae. The record is from RefSeq and is a predicted model, not a curated record. Bases 91 to 1161 code for a protein of 356 amino acids. The transcript has 7 exons. Gene Ontology annotation, cellular component: cytosol; nucleus.
UCGGCUUGUUGGGACUCCCGAGUUUCAAUCCCACCAUUUCCCGUGAUAUCACCAAAAACCAUACCCUUCAUCAUCAGCAAGUCAGAAAUCAUGUCAGCCUCAACGAAACUACUAGCAAUGGGAAAUCCAUUGCUGGAUAUGCAGAUCAGCACGGACGAGAAGAUGCUAGAGAAGUACGGGCUCAAGGCCAACGAUGCUGUCCUGGUCAAUGACUCGCAGAAAGGAAUCUACGCCGAGGUUGCAUCCUUGUCGCCCGUCUAUGUUGCCGGUGGGGCUGCCCAAAACGCAGCCCGAUGUGCACAAUACAUCUUGCCCGAAAACUCUACCGUCUAUCUUGGCGCUGUGGGCGAUGAUGAUCUCGCUAACCAGCUGCGAGAGGCCAACAAGAAAGCUGGCCUCAAAGAACUAUACCAAGUCGUCAAGGAAUUCCCCACGGGGGCUUGUGCUUGUUUGAUUACAGGUCAUCAUCGAUCUUUGUGUACUCAAUUGGGAGCCGCUGAAAAGUUCUCCCCUUCGCAUCUCAAGACCGAGCCGGUGGUCAAGGCUAUUCAAGACGCCCAAAUCUACUACCUCGGUGGAUUUUUCCUCACCCAUGGAAUCGAAAGCUCCCUAGCCUUAGCUCAAGCAGCUACCGAAAGUCAAAAGAUCUUCACCAUGAACCUUUCAGCGCCGUUCAUUGCGGAGUUCUUCAAGGACAAUGUCGAUCAACUAUUACCGCAUGUUGAUUAUUUGUUCGGCAAUGAGUCAGAGGCGGCCGCGUACGCAGCAGCUCACAAUUGGGAUACCAAAGAUCUGCCGACGAUUGCCGUCCGAAUUGCAGCUCUACCCAAGAAAGUGCAGACUCGUCCACGAGUGGUGAUCAUCACGCAAGGAUCCGAAUCGACGAUUGUUGCGAGCACGAGCGCGAGCGCGUUCUCAUCUCCAGCCGACUUGAAGGCAGUCGAAGCAGGCCACGUGCUCAUCGUCCCAGUCUCGCCCCUCAAGGACGAGGAAAUCGUCGACACUAACGGGGCCGGAGACGCCUUUGCAGGCGGCGUUCUGGGCGGAUUGGUGCUCGGAAAACCAAUCGAUCAAUGCAUCGAAAUCGGCCACAAGCUCGGCAAAAUGUGUGUUGGUCAAGUCGGCCCUCAAUUGAAAUGGCCCAAAGUUCAAGUCGUAUGAAUGACAACUAUGUAAACAGUAGAUCUAUGCUGUCCACGUGUAUCAUUUCUGUUCUUUUCUUCAUAGAAAUUUAACCGAUUUCACGCCCCAG